AUGGCUAUCACCAGAGCAAAUCUUCCACCUCUCCUACGCGCCGCCACCGCACUCCACCCUCCCCACAUCCCCCACCACAACUCUCCGACGUCCUUUCUCCGCUCUCACCCUCCCAACAUCAUUAUCCCAAACCCCCACUUGUUCUCCACCUACCUUCACCGCCGCGUCCGUCCACGCGCCACCGCGUAUCCCAACCCUUUAAACCUCAGCUUUUCAAAUCAACACUUGGUCUCCCGAAGCCUGCACACACGCGCCAUCGCUCUUCACAAGCGUCGAAGAAAUGACGACAUCUUGCGUUACGCUCUAAUUUUCGGUGGCAUUGCAACAGCAGGAGGGAUUAUGAUCCUGUUGUACAAAAUGGAAAAAAAACCAAGAAUGUUCACAACCGUAAAUCGUAAUCUGGAGCUGAGGUUUUUCGGCUUCAUACCAGAUAUGUACCGUAAGGGACACGGCGUAGUCGUUGAGCUUCUGGCUCGACCUUAUGUUAAAAAUGUUAGAGCCCAAGGUCCUUGGGAAUUCUAUAUCUCAGCUACAGAGGUGUUAGCUCAGCGUCAUCAUGCUGCCACCGCCUUUCAAAGGAAUAAGACAAUUCUUACCGUGAAGAAAAUAUAUUCUCAGGACAGCGAUGGAAUUCUUGCAACAACUACUCGGCGUCGAAUUUUUAGCGGCGAAAGCUUUACCCCUGGCGAUGAUUUGUCCAUGUCUGAGUUGAAAACGAUUGUGUUCAAGUUAGACUUAGAAUAUGAUUCCACAAUGACUCAAUUUGUUUUAUUCACAUUCGAUAAGCUCGAAGACUUGCCAAAGUUGCUGAAAGAAGGACACUCGGUUUUUAUUAAGGGUUUGAUCAACUUACCUUUGAAUUCGAUUAAGCAUGACAAGAUGGACGAUGAUUGGCCUAAAAUCGUGGUUGGCAAAACUGAAAAAAUGAAAUAUAUCUUCUCAGCUGAGCCGAUAGCGAAGGACGAUGAGAGGUAUUAGGUAUAUGCCACGGGAAGCUGCUUACUGCAAUUCAGCAGCAUAGUGCGGAGUAACAAAAAUGCCAUGGCGGAGAAGAAUGGGUAUCACAAUAUUGUAGUUCUUAAGACACUUUACAUUUGCUGAAUCUUUGUAGUUAGUUUAUGCCUA
Messenger RNA from Daucus carota subsp. sativus, 1125 nucleotides. RefSeq lists its product as uncharacterized. Gene Ontology annotation, molecular function: heme binding. Gene Ontology annotation, biological process: cytochrome complex assembly; protein-heme linkage. The transcript has 2 exons. The record is from RefSeq and is a predicted model, not a curated record. Lineage: Eukaryota; Viridiplantae; Streptophyta; Magnoliopsida; Apiales; Apiaceae. Bases 1 to 978 code for a protein of 325 amino acids.